UCUGAAUGGACACAGGGUCUCUUCUAGGGGAGCUCCCAGACUGAAGAGGGAGGCGCGGUAAAAUGGUCUUCCCCCACGAACUGAUAUCAGAAUAGAGAUAGUUUUUUUGCUCGUUCUUUCUUGAAUUUUCUAAUGUUUCUCUUUUGGUUUUGCUGUUGUUGUUGCUGCUCCUGUUGUUUUUUUCGUCGCUUUGUACAUUCGGGUACCAGGCGGCAAAAAGGAGGGUGAAGGCUGGAUAGGAACGGGAAAAGAUGGACAGGGCCCCCAGACGUUUUUCUUAGGACAGGAAAAUUGUCUGAUACUGAUCGUGCUAGGGCUCUUGAAGACGACAUGUGUUACACUCCUUGUCGGUGAUCACUUGCUUUUGAAAUAUUUUUCUACGGUUGCCUCAGAGAAGGAGCAGGGCUUCAAUCAAGUGAUGAUGCGGGACCCAACAGCUGAUAUUUUUUCCUCAUAUUUAAAAAAAAAAAAAAUGUUUACCUUUUUCUCUAUUUUUCCCUCUCCCCCCCCCCAUCCACCCAAGUAAGCAAUGCAAAGAUGAUACAGAGAGGUAGUAAGUGGCCACUUUCUAGAAGUGUCUAAGCAGAUUCUUAAUGACCGCUGUGGAGUGGAGAGUGUCAUGGAGAAUCCUAGCCUCCUUGGAAAGAUUAGAGACUCUUUUUAAGGUCCUCAAGAUUCUCUGGACCAAGAGCACAACAGCUCCAGCUGGCAGCAUCACUUCCUGCCAAUUUAUCCAACUUCCGCCAAGGCUCUGAAAUGCCAACAACGUCGAGGCCUGCACUUGAUGUCAAGGGUGGCACCUCACCUGCGAAGGAGGAUGCCAACCAAGAGAUGAGCUCCGUGGCCUACUCCAACCUUGCGGCGAAAGAUCGCAAAGCAGUGGCCAUUCUGCACUACCCUGGGGUAGCCUCAAAUGGAACCAAGGCCAGUGGGGCUCCCACUAGUUCCUCAGGAUCUCCAAUAGGCUCUCCUACCACCACCCCUCCCACUAAAUCCCCAUCCUUCAACCUGCACCCCACCCCUCACUUGCUGGCUAGUAUGCAGCUGCAGAAACUUAACAGCCAGUAUCAGGGUAUGGCUGCCGCCACUCCGGGCCAACCCGGGGAGGCAGAGCCCCUGCAAAACUGGGACUUUGGGGCCCAGGCGGGAGGGGCGGAAUCACUCUCUCCUUCUGCUGGUGCCCAGAACCCUGCUAUCAUCGAUUCGGACCCAGUGGAUGAGGAGGUGCUGAUGUCGCUGGUGGUGGAACUGGGGUUGGACCGAGCCAAUGAGCUUCCAGAGCUGUGGCUGGGGCAGAAUGAGUUUGACUUCACUGCGGACUUUCCAUCUAGCUGCUGAUGCCAAGUGUCCCUAAAGAUGGAGGAAUAAAGCCACCAAUUCUGUUGUAAAUAAAAAUAAAGUUACUUACAAAGAGACGGGC
Molecule: messenger RNA, 1420 nt
Organism: Macaca mulatta (Rhesus monkey)
Lineage: Eukaryota; Metazoa; Chordata; Mammalia; Primates; Cercopithecidae
Gene: CITED1
Product: Cbp/p300 interacting transactivator with Glu/Asp rich carboxy-terminal domain 1
Biological process (GO): regulation of DNA-templated transcription; melanocyte differentiation
Cellular component (GO): nucleus
Molecular function (GO): transcription coactivator activity
Source: RefSeq, a predicted model, not a curated record